Silurus meridionalis is the source of this 3194-nucleotide messenger RNA. RefSeq names its product suppressor of cytokine signaling 7 (gene socs7). Gene Ontology annotation, cellular component: phosphatidylinositol 3-kinase complex. Gene Ontology annotation, molecular function: 1-phosphatidylinositol-3-kinase regulator activity. NCBI's taxonomy places the organism in Eukaryota, Metazoa, Chordata, Actinopteri, Siluriformes, Siluridae. The record is from RefSeq and is a predicted model, not a curated record. The coding region runs from base 335 to 2695 and encodes 786 amino acids. Gene Ontology annotation, biological process: phosphatidylinositol phosphate biosynthetic process; intracellular signal transduction. The transcript is spliced from 10 exons.
GACGGUAACGUGACCGGGACGCGCACGCAUUCCGUUAAACGGACCCUUCUGUAUGUAUGUAUGUAUAUAUAUAUAUUUUUUUAUGUGUGAGACCCGGAGGACGCCGCCGAGUAGACCUCCUGGACGUCGUGGUGUUUCUGUGUGAUCAUCUCUCGGUGACACCGAUUCCUCCCAGGGAUGCUGUGAAGCUGCAGCGGAAAUAAUCUGCUUUCUAAUUCUAGUCUUCGAGCAAAGCGGCUUUUAUUAUCACUCCAGGCGGCGAUACCGAUCUAGACACUGGGGCGAUGUGAAACGCGGAUAUUGCUCGCUCUUUUCCGCGCACCGAGGAAUAAGAAUGAACACCGGGCAGGAAAUGUCACCCGAUUUUGUCCUGAUGCGCCUGGUCUCUGCGGCCGAGGAGGACCGUUUGGACGAUGAGAGCAGCAGUCUGUCGCCGGGCUCUGGACUGGGACAUGGGAACGUUAAGGCUAAACUGGACUGCUCGCAGAAUCUGGCGGGUCUCAGUCACCUCUCAGCGGGGAACAAAGCUCUGCAGUCUGGCGGAAGCGAUGCACCUGACGCCGGCGUAAUGGCUACCGGAGCACCGCUCUCCGUUCCUCCUCCUCCGCUCCAUGCCUCCGAGGCCCGCGCUUACGAUCUCAGCCACAGAGGCGGAAUCGGGCCUCAGUUGCUGGUAUUCCGAAAUAUCUCAAGAGACCCCGAUGGAUUGUCCAAAAACAGGGCGGAUGACAGCCUUGAUUCGAGGUCUUUAGAAGAGCAGACGACGCACACUUCCGAGUCGAGCGGCAGCGCAACCAACAAUACGCGCGGCGCUGUAGAUGCUCAGCAUCAAUACCAUCCUCCAUGGGCGCUGCAUCCUCAGCUCAGAGUGAACACCGAGGACACGGACAGAGGAGAGCUGUGCCACCGGCAUCGCGACUGGCAGCAGAUCGGUGACACAUCAAAACCGAGCACAAAGGCGCAAGGAGAGCACCGGAUCCCGGACAGGCCUGUACUGGAACUCGCUCGUCAGUUUGGGGAGCUAGGGGUCGCCCCGGUUCCCGACUUUCUUCUCAAGGAUGGUGAUCUACCCCACUGCUCGUGCUCCACGACGACUGGAAUUCGACAAGGCGAAGAUCCAACCGAGACCAGCGAUGCUCUGCUUGUACUCGAGGGCCUCGACUCGGAGGUCAACGGUUUGGGCAUGAAGAGCAACACCGAGUCCCAGGAUGGAGCCCAGGUGAAGGCAGAGCUCGCACUGAAAUGUUUCCCUUCUGGCCAGGCGGUCGGGGUCACCAGUGGUCUGUGCUUACCGACAUGUCGCGACUCGCAUCUUUGCUGUUUGCUUCGAGGCUCCAUCACUAUUAAGACUCAAGGCGACACCACUGACAGAGACUCAGCACAGUUCCCGACUUCAUCACAAUCUUCAUCUUCAGUAGAACUGCGUCCUGAAGGCUCGAGCUCCAAUCUCGGGUCGAGCACCAGCAUGCAGGCGCUGAGGAGCGUCGGUGCGGCCUGCGAACCGUUUAAAGGGCUGAAAGUGCCAACCAAGAGCAGAAAGGGAUCUCUAAAAAACCGUCUGAGCAAACUUUUCAGGACUAAAAGCUGUAGCGGCUCUAAUAACCUUCUGGAUAAGAGACCAUCGGUGACCUUCUCCAUCUCCUCAGCCGGCAGCUUGGUGGACAUGUCCGCAGGGGAGCAGGAUGCGAGCAGCCAACCAGGAUUAACAAGGGCCCAAAGUGCCUUCUCUGGUGCUGCAUUCACUCCUGUCUUCACUGGAGAGACAGUGUCACUGCUGGAUGUGGACAUCUCACAGAGAGGGAGAAACUCUCCUCAUCCCCCAACUCCUCCUCCACCUCCACGCAGAAGUCUCAGCCUGCUAGAUGAUAUAGGUGGACCUCAGCCAGGGCCUUUCCUUGUGAAUAUUAUGGGGGCUUCCCUGCAGUCCCUUCCCUUGCCUCUUCCUCCUCCUCCCCCCAUCCAUGCCACUAUACAGCAUAGCCUCAGCCUCAAUGACGCUUUCUUCCGAGCUCUCCCUCAUUCCGCUCUGUCACCGAUUGAGACUCCACCUCCGAUGAGAGUUGCUCCACCUUCAAAUGUGUGUCCUCUGAGAGGAGUUGAUUCCAGCAGCUUCACAGCGAGCCUGAGGGAACUGGAGAGGUGUGGCUGGUACUGGGGGCCGAUGAACUGGGAAGACGCAGAACUGAAACUGAAAGGGAAACCGGAUGGAUCUUUUCUGGUGCGAGACAGCUCAGACCCCAGAUACAUCCUCAGCCUGAGUUUCCGCUCCCAAGGAGUUACACACCACACACGCAUGGAGCAUUACAGAGGGACCUUCAGCUUGUGGUGCCAUCCAAAGUUUGAGGACCGCUGCCAUUCGGUAGUGGAGUUCAUCGAGCGCGCCAUUAUGCAUUCGAAGAACGGAAAAUUCCUUUACUUUCUGCGCUCGCGUGUACCUGGACUCCCUCCAACCCCAGUGCAGCUGCUGUACCCGGUCUCCCGCUUCUGUAACGUCAAAACCCUGCAGCACCUCUGCCGCUUCUGCAUCCGCCAGCUUGUCCGCAUCGACCACAUCCAGGAGCUUCCUCUCCCAAAACCCCUGAUUUCCUAUUUGAAAAAGUUCUACUACUACGACCCAGAGGAAGAGAUGUACCUGUCAAUCAAAGGCAUGCGACAGAUAGCAGGUGUGGAGCAAGAGCCCGAGUCGGAGACGUAGCAAGAGAAACAUAUUUGCUGUUUUCUCUGUAUGGAUAGCAGAUGGGAUAGUGCAUAGAUGCUCCUGUUGCACAGCUCUGCCCGAAAUCCCCCAUCAGUCUUCCAGCAGAAGCCAGUGGACUUCAUCAGAACGACUGCUCAUCAUAUUAAGUCAGAUGGGGUAGCGAAAUGCUGGAGAACUGUCCGUAUGAAGCGGGCCGGAGAUGAACCGCCAGGCAUUAGACUACUGGACAGGCACAGGACUGUGAAAUAAAAUGGAUAGAACAUUAAACGUGAUCUAAAUUUAUGACUUAAAACUUCCAUCUGUAGCUCAUAAAAUCAAUGGACAUUUAAAAAAAAAAAAAAAAAAAAAAAAAAAGGGACACAUUUGUGAAUCCUUCGUUUUUCGUUCCUUUCCUCUCUGUUAUCUUGUGGUCUGCUUUAUUUGCCCGUUACCUCAACUGUAACUUCCUCAGCCUGUGUGCAGGCUACCUUUUCAGUAAAAGAAAGUAAAACUGAAA